This is a messenger RNA of Monopterus albus (swamp eel), 1591 nucleotides long. RefSeq names its product angiopoietin-related protein 1-like. Gene Ontology annotation, biological process: positive regulation of heterotypic cell-cell adhesion; platelet aggregation; blood coagulation. Bases 456 to 1052 code for a protein of 198 amino acids. Gene Ontology annotation, molecular function: protein-macromolecule adaptor activity; extracellular matrix structural constituent. The transcript is spliced from 3 exons. The record is from RefSeq and is a predicted model, not a curated record. Gene Ontology annotation, cellular component: fibrinogen complex. Lineage: Eukaryota; Metazoa; Chordata; Actinopteri; Synbranchiformes; Synbranchidae.
GCCCCACACCCAGGUAUAGGUAUACACUGGUAGAAACAUAUACACAUGGUAUGAUCUCCCAACAGAGGGUACCAAACACCCAUCGUUAUUUAACUCAUAAAAUCCUGUCUCACAUUUUCUUUCUUCAGAGAUGCAGCAUGUGAGGACCUGUCCCCUAGACUGUGCUUCCAUCUACUACAAUGGAGUGAGGAGAUCAGGUCUAUACACUGUAGUGCCGUCAUUGGUAGGUGCACCUGUGGAGGUCUACUGUGAUAUGGACACAGAUGGUGAGUUACAUUCAAGGACACGAACAUACUGUAAAGGUUAGCUUAGCUGCAACUAUUUCAACCAAGUGGGCAAAGUUUUAAUAUCUGUGUUGGCAAGUGCAUGUUGUGUUUUGAGCAAGACAGUGAGUAAUAGUAAAGUAUUUGCUUUGUAGUUCUCAGCUGGGCAGAGGGAAACAUUAGGCAUGGCAUAUGAUUUCCUCACUACUUUUCUUUUUUUUUGCCUCAGGCGGUGGCUGGACUAUGAUUCAGCGGCGAGUCGAUGGCUCAGUGAGCUUUGACCGCACCUGGAGGGAUUACAGGGACGGUUUUGGUGACCUGCACUCAGAGUUCUGGCUGGGCAACGACCACAUACAUGACCUGAGCACCCAGGGAGACUAUAGCCUUCGCAUAGACCUGGAGGACUGGAGCCACAAGCACAGGCAUGCUCUCUAUCAAAGCUUCAGUGUGGAAAAUGAGGCGCAUCAGUAUCGUCUUCAUGUGUCAGGCUUCAGUGGCACGGUGCAGGACUCUUUCAGCUGGUACCAUGACAAGCAGGGCUUCAGCACACCAGACAGUGGCAACAUCUGUGCUGAGAUCUCCCACGGUGGUUGGUGGUACAACCAGUGCUUCUAUGCCAACCUUAAUGGCAUUUACUACAGGGGAGGCCAAUACACUCCCAAAGGCCAGGGACCCCUGGGUCCUGAUGGGAUUGUCUGGUACUCCUGGAGAGACUCUGAUUACUACUCCCUACGCAAAGUCAGCAUGAUGAUCCGUCCACGCAACUUCCGAGCUCGUUUUUCGCCCUGAACCACUGUCACCAUGACAACGGGUAGGAUGCAGAGACUGUGACAAUAGGGAUUACUUUUCACUUGGACACCAUAGUUAUGAUGACGGAGCCCACCUAUAAAGAAGUGAAUGUCAAAUGUUUUUUUUUUUUUAAAGAGUAAGUCUACAGAUAGUGGAAAUGGCAUCUCAAAAAUAUGGACUUAAGUUUGUUUCCAAAAAUAAAUUGUUCAAAUUGAGUCUUUUUGGGAUAUGGACAUUUGUCAUGCAGUAAUGGGAAGUUGGUGCUUCCUGAUUUUUCUACUUCUAUUUUGUACAUUUAGUUUGAAAAGUUAGCACUUUAAACACUAUUAGUAUCUCAGCCAAAAUAAAAAGGCAGAUCAUAUAUGAUUUGCUGAUAGACUCAAGGCUUGCACUGUCUGCAGGUGGCAUGUUUGUUGAAGGCUCUGCAAACUGUGUACAUGCCCUAUUUAUAAUAGCUCCAUUAUGCUAGUUUCCAUUAAUUCUGAUUUUAAUUGUGUAACUUUUUAUUCAAAUAUUAAGUGUAUUACUGCUAUUAAUCA